GAGACAGAUAGGCCCCCUCCUUUGUAGGAGGGCAGUAGUGGGGAAGGAGGCCUCCCCCUUCCCCUUGUCUAUCACGUAAUUCCCACUAUGCUUACCGUUUUUCUCUCUUGCUUUCCACAACCCUUCAUUCAUCAGGGGUCCUCAGGCCUUGAGACGGGCAGUUACAGGUGCGGCGGAGUCACCGGCGUGUUUUCACGUUGACAUUUGCCGGUUGUUUCAUUGAUUUAACAAAUGGCUUCGUCCCCUGAGACUGCUCCGUCCAGCGAUUCUCCGCCAUCUCCUACGCCGUCGUCGUCGCCAUCACCACCGUCCCCUGACGCGUCUCCACCUCCUUCCGAAUUCGAUGCAUCUCCACCCUCUCCCAAUGCAUCGCCACCACCUCCGGCUGAACAGCCACCCCCUUCUCCGGCGCCAUCCGACGACUCCACGCCUCCUCCAUCACAAAGUUUAUCACCUCCUCCACCGCAAAACUCCCCGCCAUCCCCCCCUCCCCCUCCUUCCAACAAUGGUUCUCUUCCAUCACCCCCACCACCUUCGGGAAGCCGUCGGAGUCCCCCACCACCCAAUGGUGUUCCGCCACCUCCCCCACCUCGUUCUCCAUCCUCUUCUGGAGCCUUAGCACCACCACAAAGAACACCGCCGUCAGGUUCUACUAGUUCAUCGUCAGAUGAUUCAUCAUCUUCGGAUAGCUUGGCUGUUGUAGUAGGAGCAGCAGUUGGGGCAGGGCUACUCCUUAUUGCUUUGAUCCUCAUUUGUGUAACAUGCGCCAAGAGGAGGAAGAAAAGAAACCAACAGGCGAGUCAGGCGACGCAGUAUCAAUCGAAUCCAUCGGGUAAAAAUGGUGGCAAUUAUUAUAACAGUUCACAGCAAUCCAACUGGUACAACUCUUCCCAGUCAGCAGACCAUGUUGUUAAACUUCACCAACCACCAGGUGGUGGCUGGGCACCUCCACCUCCGCCAAUGAUCAGCAGUGGCGACAUGAGCUCGAAUUACUCAGGCCCUCGUCAUCCCCCAUUGCCACCCCCAUCACCAAAUCUUGCUCUUGGGUUCAAUAAGAGCACCUUCACUUAUGAGGAGCUAGCUGCUGCUACAGGCGGGUUUGCUCAGGCUAAUCUGCUGGGUCAAGGAGGGUUCGGGUAUGUGCACAAGGGCGUGUUGCCCAAUGGAAAGGAGAUUGCAGUUAAGAGUCUAAAAUCAGGUAGUGGACAAGGAGAACGGGAAUUCCAGGCUGAGGUUGAAAUUAUUAGCCGUGUCCAUCAUCGCCAUCUUGUGUCACUUGUGGGAUAUUGCAUUGCUGAUGGGCAGCGGAUGUUGGUUUAUGAAUUUGUUCACAACAAAACAUUGGAACACCACCUUCAUGUUGCAGGAAGUGGUCGACCGAUCAUGGAUUGGCCAAGUAGGAUGCGUAUUGCAUUGGGAUCGGCCAAAGGGCUUGCUUACCUUCAUGAAGACUGCCAUCCAAAGAUUAUCCAUCGUGACAUUAAAACUGCUAAUAUUCUCCUGGACUACAACUUUGAAGCCAUGGUGGCUGAUUUUGGUUUGGCUAAGCUGUCUACUGACAAUUGCACCCAUGUCUCUACACGCGUCAUGGGAACAUUUGGGUAUUUGGCUCCAGAGUAUGCAUCUAGUGGCAAGCUAACAGAGAAAUCUGAUGUUUUCUCAUAUGGGGUCAUGCUCUUGGAACUCCUAACCGGACGAAGACCUGUUGAUAACGCUAUAUUCGAAGAAAGCUUAGUAGACUGGGCUCGACCACUUCUAUCGCGUGCAUUGGCGGAGGGCAACUAUGACGAGCUGGUGGAUCGAUUCUUGGAGAACAAUUACAACACUCAGGAGAUGGCACGCAUGGUGGCUUGUGCUGCUGCCAGCAUCCGGCAUUCUGCUAAAAGACGGCCAAAAAUGAGCCAGAUUGUACGGGCAUUGGAGGGAGAUGUAUCACUGGAGGACCUAAACGAUGUGACAAAGACCAACCAGAGCCCCGCGUAUAGCACAAGUAUGAGCUCAGAAUACAACACAAGAAUCUACAACGCUGAUAUGGAGAAGUUCAAAAAGAUGGCAUUGUCGAGCCAAGAGUUUGGAAGCAGCGAGGAUGGAACUAGUGAGUAUGGGCUUAACCCAUCCUCUUCCGACAACUCCCAAGAGAUGACCCAUCGUUAAGGAAACCAGAUGGACAACCUCUAGAGAGGCCCAACUAUUGAUCAUAUUGCCAAAUACAAUUAUGUUGGUCAUCAUCAUACCCUCGAAAGAAAAAAAUUAUGUAUAUGUGAAUAAUAAUGGGGCUCAUUGUUUCUAAGCCAUUGUUUUAAUUUGGGAUGUUGGUUUUCUUCGGGAGAUUCAAAUUAAUCAAAGGUGGGGCGGGUAUUUUCAUUUAGUUGUGUUUUCUCUUGUUCUAUGGGUUUGUACUAAUGCAUGCAGAUACAUAAUCUGACUUUAUGUAUGAAGGCAGAUCUAGUUUUAAUUAUUACUUGU
Messenger RNA from Vitis riparia (riverbank grape), 2466 nucleotides. Its product is annotated as proline-rich receptor-like protein kinase PERK4. NCBI's taxonomy places the organism in Eukaryota, Viridiplantae, Streptophyta, Magnoliopsida, Vitales, Vitaceae. The coding region runs from base 232 to 2154 and encodes 640 amino acids. The transcript has 9 exons. Gene Ontology annotation, biological process: protein phosphorylation. The record is from RefSeq and is a predicted model, not a curated record. Gene Ontology annotation, molecular function: ATP binding; protein kinase activity.